GCCUGUCAUCCAAAUAGGUUAGGUUGGCAUAAAGUGCUUUAACUUCAGUAUUAUCGGUAGUUAAGUUACCCAGUUAAAAAUGACCGAAGAAAUAAGUAAAACGUUAGAAAACACCCAUGUGGAGGGCGAAGAAGAUGUGGUCGAUCCAUGGAACGUCGUGAGUAACUCCGAAACAGGAGUGGAUUACGAUAAACUAAUUAAAAGGUUUGGCUCCUCCAAAAUCGACGAAGAACUGUUGGCACGUUUUCAGAAAGUCACAGGAAAACCUGUACAUCAUUAUCUAAGGAGAGGAAUAUUCUUCUCACACCGAGACAUGCACACAAUAUUGAAUUUAGUUGAAGCUGGGAAACCUUUUUACUUAUAUACUGGUAGAGGACCUUCUUCCUCAUCCAUGCAUUUAGGGCACUUGAUACCAUUCACUUUGUGUAAAUGGUUGCAGGAAGUUUUCAAUGUUCCAUUAGUGAUACAAAUGACUGAUGAUGAGAAAACCCUGUGGAAAGAUUUAACUAUUGAGGAGGCUAACCGAUUGGGUUAUGAAAAUGCCAAAGAUAUUAUUGCAGUUGGAUUUGAUCCUGAGAAAACAUUUAUAUUCUCAGAUUUAGAUUACAUUGGAGAGGAAAAGGAGUUUUAUCGGAACAUGAUAAGAAUACAAAAGUGUGUUACCUUUAAUCAAGUAAAAGGUAUUUUCGGAUUUGAUGACAGCACUGUGAUUGGAAAAAUUGCAUUUCCAGCCGUACAGGCUACGCCCGCCUUUUCAACAUCCUUCCCUAGCAUAUUUAAGAACAAUAAAUUGCAUUGCCUUAUUCCUUGUGCUAUUGAUCAAGACCCUUACUUCAGAAUGACAAGAGAUGUAGCCCCAAGAUUGGGAUUUCCAAAACCAGCACUGCUACAUUCCAGUUUUUUCCCAGCUUUACAAGGAGCAAAAACCAAGAUGUCAGCAUCUGACGCCAAUUCCACCAUUUACAUGAGUGAUACGCCAAAGCAGCUCAAGAAUAAGGUGAACAAACAUGCAUUUUCUGGUGGACAGACUACAAUAGAGGAGCACAGAAGGAUAGGCGGUAACUGCGAUGUAGACAUUUCCUUCCAGUAUUUGACAUUCUUCCUGGAAGAUGAUGAGAAACUCGAACAAAUUCGACAAGAUUAUUCCAGCGGUAAACUUUUAACUGGGGAACUGAAGAAGAUUCUUAUAGAGACGCUCACACCUGUGGUUACAGAGCAUCAAAGAAAGAGGGCGGAGAUCACCGACGAAGUCUUGAAACUAUUCAUGACACCGAGAAAACUUAACUAUGAUCCUAAGUGAUGAUUUUUUUUCAUAUUUAUUUUAUUUAUUUGUUUUGUUAAUAAAUUGCUUAAGAUACA
This is a messenger RNA of Aethina tumida (small hive beetle), 1359 nucleotides long. RefSeq names its product tryptophan--tRNA ligase, cytoplasmic. Gene Ontology annotation, biological process: tryptophanyl-tRNA aminoacylation. NCBI's taxonomy places the organism in Eukaryota, Metazoa, Arthropoda, Insecta, Coleoptera, Nitidulidae. The transcript has 3 exons. Gene Ontology annotation, cellular component: cytoplasm. The record is from RefSeq and is a predicted model, not a curated record. Bases 80 to 1300 code for a protein of 406 amino acids. Gene Ontology annotation, molecular function: ATP binding; tryptophan-tRNA ligase activity.